AUGAACGCCCGCAAAGCGAACCCCAAGAUUGCUAGUCUCACGGAUGAUCAGUUGAGGCAGUUCAUUAUUCAGAUCAAGCAACGGCAGAUGGCCACUGCUAUGCAGAAGGAAAUGGCCAUGCGUCAAGCCCAAGCACAGGGUAACCAAGGACCUGGGGCUCAAAACGUUCCUAUGCCCACGGCUCAACAGCCACAAAUGCCACAGCCCGCUCCUCCCCCGGCAAACGUCACCCCCACGCCUGUUCAGGCGGUGCAGCCAGCCCCGCCAAAGCAACAGAGUGCGACUCCUGACCCGAAGGCUGUUGCCAACGCUGCGGCGGCGAAGAACAACCACCGUCCCACCGCGAACAACAGCCAACCGCAACCCCCUAACCCGUCACCGGCAACUCAGCAAAAGAGCCUCAAGCGUCCCAGCACCGACGAGCCUGCCGACGUUCCUCAAACGGCAACUCAGCAACCUCAGAGGCCUGCAGCUCUUCCCGGGCAGAUGCGGACCCUUCCAAACCUCACCCCCGAGCAGAUAGCGAGCAUGACACCCGAACAAAAGGCCAAGUACGAGGCCAUGAAGAGCCGCCAACAGGCCAUGCAGGCGGCGAACUCGGGCAUCGCUCCGACCGAGAAUGACUUUGACAAGCUUAGACGGAUUGGCCAGGAAGAGCAGAGGUUGAUGAUGACGGAACACAUGCCUGACAUACCCAUGACACCGGAGCAGCGCCAAGAGACAUGCGCCAAGCUAAUGAAGAUUGUGGUUGACAUGGGCAAGAUUGGAAAGGCCCUUGGCCGGUGGUACGCCGCGACGCGUGACGAUGCGCGCGCCAAGAGCUACUUCCGAGCUCGACUUCGCAUGAUCAGGCAAUUCACUGACGGCGAGGUUAUGACCAACCCUAAACCAGUCUUCAGUGUGAGGCCCGCUGAAAUCGACGAGGUCCGUCGGCUGCUCGAGAGUAUGGCGCGCGAUUGCGCCAACCUCGGCAAGAAGACCGCCGUGCCACCUCAGCAAGGCCAGCCUACAGCGCCGAACCAAGCCGGCGCUGGUCAAGGUGGCCAGCCACUUCCUUUGAGCAUGGCCAAUAUGGCCAACUUGGAGAAGCAGACACAGAACCUCAAUAACAAGAUGCACAACCGAUCCAACAGCAAGAGCGGCCCCCCGGCUGCACCGACAACGAGCCAGCCUCCUUUUCCCUUUGGCGCAAGCUCCCCGCACGGCGAAUCCAUCCACUUCUCGAAGCCCAAGGUCACCAAAGAUAACCUACAGCUUCCGGCGCGGAAGAAGGCCAAGGUUGGCACACAGCCGACUCCGCCGCAGCAACCGAAUCAGGCCACGCCCUCACCGCAGAUCAGCAAGUCCGGAUCGCCGGAGCUCAAGAGGCAGCCUAUGCCGGAGCCCAAGGCACCGCCCAAACCGAUGUUCUUGUGCCCGGAGACGGACUGCGAGAUGGCGACUACCGGGUUCCCUUCGGAACAGGCGCGCCAGACGCACAUCCAAGAAGAGCAUGUAAAGCCUCUGGAAGACCCGAUGAAGUACAUGCAAGAGAGCCUUGCCCAGUCUCUGGGACUGGACACGAACGGCCAGGUCAAGAUGGAGCCCCAGACGGCGCAGCCGAUGGGACAAACCCUCUCCAAGCAGGGACAGACACCGGCAAGCAACACCGGCGCGACGCCCAUGUCCCGGGAUGCUUCGAUGCAGCGCACAGGCAGCAAGAUGGGGGGCAAGGUACAGGACAACAAGCUCGCAGGGGGCAAGACGGAGAGCACGCCGAAGAUGGAGAACAAGCAGCCGGAAAUGGCUGCACCGGCAGCGCCGAUGGACGCCUGGGCGACGACAAUCGACCCGCAGAGCCUCUUCAACAACCUAGGCAAAUUCGAACUGGGUGCCAACGGCGUCAUCAGCGACAUGGGUGUCUACCGGUCCUUGACGCCAAACGACACACCCGAGUCAAGCAAGGACAGCGGAUCUUCCGAGCCCAACAGCGACAUUUCGGAAGGUGUUCAUCUGGACAUCGACCUCAACUGGCAGCCUGUUGACAUGGACCUGCUCCUCGACAUGAACAACAUCAACAUGGACGGUUUGGAAGGGCUCCAAGACGGCGGAACCGAGUUUGAGGGCCUGAUGCUUGAGGAAGCGAUGCCGAUGGAGCAGUUUCCUAACUGGGACGAAGUGACGAACGACUUCAACAAACCCUUCCAGUUCGACAACAGCAUGUACUCGCUGGACGUGUCCUCGUCGAUAUGA
This is a messenger RNA of Colletotrichum spaethianum, 2232 nucleotides long. RefSeq lists its product as uncharacterized. The transcript has 2 exons. The record is from RefSeq and is a predicted model, not a curated record. Lineage: Eukaryota; Fungi; Ascomycota; Sordariomycetes; Glomerellales; Glomerellaceae. The coding region runs from base 1 to 2232 and encodes 743 amino acids.